CCGCCCGUGACGUCACCCGUCCCAGCUCGACCCUGCUGGUGUGGCUUUGAUUGGAGGGAAACCCCGUGGACGAGCGGGAGAGCGAACAUCAGCUGUGCGGCCCGAGAAAUCAGGAAUCGGGAAGCCACACGCAAGCGCCGAUUUAACAACGACCACAGGAGCCAUGGUAGACAAGGAGACAGAGGUCCAGAGGGCCAAACUGGCCGAGCAGGCCGAGCGUUACGACGACAUGGCCCACGCUAUGAAGUUGGUGACGGAGAAAUGUUGUGAGCUGAGCAAUGAGGAGCGCAAUCUGCUCUCCGUGGCCUACAAAAACGUAGUGGGCGCCCGGAGGUCCUCGUGGAGGGUGAUGUCCAACAUUGAGGGUAAGGCAGAUGAGCUAUGCAAGGCCAACCACGCCAAGGAGUACAAGCAGAAGAUAGAGAAGGAGCUCAACGACAUUUGCCAUGAGGUUUUGGGACUCCUCGACAAUUACCUGAUUAAAAAUGCCCAGGAUUCUGACAGCAAGGUCUUCUACCUGAAGAUGAAGGGCGACUACUACCGCUACCUGGCCGAGGUUGCCUGUGACAAAAAGCAAGAAAUCGAGUGCUCAAAAGAGGCAUACCAGAGUGCCUUGGACAUCAGCAAAAAGGAGAUGCAGUCCACUCAUCCCAUCCGCCUCGGCCUGGCGCUCAACUUCUCAGUCUUCUACUACGAGAUCGUCAACUCGCCCGAAGAGGCCUGCAAACUCGCCAAAAAUGCCUUUGAUGACGCCAUUGCCGAACUGGAUAGUCUCAGCAGCGACUCCUACAAAGAUAGCACUUUGAUCAUGCAGCUGCUUCGUGACAAUCUAACUCUAUGGAUGGCUGACACACAGAAUGAAGGCGAAGACGCCGACGCCCAAGCAGAGGUGACGCCAGAGGCCGACAACAACUGAAAUCCUCCGUAACAUGAAAAAACAGGAAAGCUUAAAA
Messenger RNA from Corythoichthys intestinalis (scribbled pipefish), 953 nucleotides. Its product is annotated as 14-3-3 protein zeta-like. Gene Ontology annotation, cellular component: cytoplasm. Gene Ontology annotation, biological process: intracellular protein localization; signal transduction. The record is from RefSeq and is a predicted model, not a curated record. The coding region runs from base 164 to 916 and encodes 250 amino acids. NCBI's taxonomy places the organism in Eukaryota, Metazoa, Chordata, Actinopteri, Syngnathiformes, Syngnathidae. The transcript is spliced from 6 exons.